CGCCAUGCCAGCAAAGCGGCGGGCCGGCUCCCCAGCUGUGGCAUCCGCGCCUAAGCAGCGACAAUCCAAGCUGGCGAAAGAAAACAAGAUCACCAACGGAGAAGAGACGGAGAUAAAGGAAGCCUUUGAGCUCUUUGCACAAAAGAAGACCGAUAAGAAGGGAGAGAAGGAGAAAGUUCUACCAAUUGGCGAUGUCCGGAGGGCUAUGAUUGCACUAGACAUCCCACCCACUUCCUCUGAACUCCAGGAGUUUACUUCGAUUCUCGACCCAGACGAUGAAGGUUUUGCAGCAUACGAGCAAUUCCUCGCGAUCUGCGCCUUGAAAUUCCACAGCCGAGAACGAACUUCAGAUUCGCAUGCACAGGAGGUCGAUGAGGCGUUUCGGCUGUUUACGAGUGGCGGUGGAGAGGGUAAGAUAACGUUAGCGACCUUGAAGAGGGUUGCGAAGGCGUUGAAGGAGGAUGUCGAGGAGGACUUGUUGAGGGAUAUGAUAUUGGAGGCGAAUGGUGGUGCGGGCGUGGGAAGAGGCGUGGAGAAAGAUGAGUUUGAGGGUGUGAUGAGGAGAGCGGGGGUUUGGAGGUGAUGUUGAACGAAAUGAGCUGAUAAUGUUGAUAAUACUGGAUGAGACUAUACGGGAAUUCUGGGAGUUUGGGCGAAGUAUGGAGUUGGAGUUCUAGGGCGUUAUGGGGAAUCAACUUGCAGUCACGGAUGGGAGGCUUCUGCUUGGCUACGAAGUUUGUCCGGAUGGACACGUUUACUGUAUAGUUGAUAUUGAAAACGCCAUAAAAUAUGCAAAAAACUCAGAACACCAUUCCGAAACUCAAAAUGCAAUCAAUGGCAUCCAUAUAUCUUCUUAUGACUCCAUAAUCCUUCAUCCCUUGGGUAUCAUUAUACUUUUGGCACUUCGAUAGCCGGUGCC
Molecule: messenger RNA, 919 nt
Organism: Hyaloscypha bicolor E
Lineage: Eukaryota; Fungi; Ascomycota; Leotiomycetes; Helotiales; Hyaloscyphaceae
Exons: 3
Coding region: 5-583 (192 amino acids)
Biological process (GO): spindle pole body duplication
Cellular component (GO): mitotic spindle pole body; half bridge of spindle pole body
Molecular function (GO): calcium ion binding; microtubule binding
Source: RefSeq, a predicted model, not a curated record